Messenger RNA from Linum tenue, 1221 nucleotides. Lineage: Eukaryota; Viridiplantae; Streptophyta; Magnoliopsida; Malpighiales; Linaceae. The record is from the annotation of a GenBank genome assembly.
CAUUAUUUUUCUUCAGCCAAAUAAGGCGUACAUCAGCAAAUCUGGUCUUGUGGUUUUGACCAAAAUCUAGUUAUAUGCCAAUCUUCAUCCAGAUGUUCGAAACAUUGAGAACCCUCCCCUCCCUUCCCCCUCCGCUUGGCACAAAGGAGGGAAACGAACCCAACCCAACCCAUUGGCUCGGCCCCUUCCAAAUGCCAGGUGUCACAAAGUGAGAGGCUCAGCAGGCUUAUCCCAUACACCACAAAAUCUAAUCCUCCUCGUCAUCUCAAUAUCCAAAACCAGCCAAUUGGCAAUCACUUGUUUCUUCACGCCCUUCAUUUUUUCAAAUCAAUACCUGAAAGUUCCACAAGGGAAAUAAGAAAAAGGAGAUCCGGGGGAGCAAACAAAGAGUAAGUAACAGUUCAAAUGGCUUCCACAGCAUGCUUCCUCCACCACGCCGCCCUCACAACUUCCACCAGGUCAGCGGCCGCCGCCUCAUCCGCCGUUCAGCGCCUUCCCUCUCCCGCCGCCGGCAGGCUACUCUGCCGUGCCCAGAAAAACCAGCAGCAGCAGGCCGAUGAUCAGGACACCGGCAGCGAGGGCGCCUUGUCGCGUCGGUUGGCCCUCACUCUCCUCGUCGGAGCCGCUGCCAUUGGCUCCAAGACCGCCCCUGCCGACGCCGCCUACGGUGAAUCCGCAAACAUAUUUGGGAAGCCAAAGACGAACACGGAUUUCUUGCCCUACAAUGGCGAAGGGUUCAAGCUUUCGAUCCCGGCGAAGUGGAACCCUAGCAAAGAGGUGGAGUAUCCAGGGCAGGUUUUGAGAUACGAGGACAAUUUUGACGCCAACAGCUACGUCAGUGUUAUGGUCACCCCAACUGACAAGAAAUCCAUCACCGACUACGGCACCCCUGAAGAAUUCCUCUCUCAGGUCAGCUUCUUGCUCGGAAAGCAGGCCUACUUUGGCAAGACCGAUUCGGAGGGUGGGUUCCAGUCUGGUGAGGUCGCGACGGCUAACAUCUUGGAGACAUCAGCUCCAGUGGUGGGCGGGAAACAGUACUACAUUGUGUCGGUGCUGACGAGGACCGCCGACGGAGAUGAAGGCGGGAAGCACCAGCUGAUCAGCGCUGCCGUGAAAGAUGGGAAGCUCUACAUCUGCAAGGCGCAAGCUGGAGACAAGAGGUGGUUCAAGGGUGCCAGAAAGUUUGUGGAGAACGCUGCAACUUCCUUCAGUGUCGCCUAA